Messenger RNA from Misgurnus anguillicaudatus (oriental weatherfish), 1960 nucleotides. It is a transcript of the gene acsf2, whose product is annotated as acyl-CoA synthetase family member 2. Gene Ontology annotation, molecular function: medium-chain fatty acid-CoA ligase activity. The record is from RefSeq and is a predicted model, not a curated record. Gene Ontology annotation, biological process: fatty acid metabolic process. NCBI's taxonomy places the organism in Eukaryota, Metazoa, Chordata, Actinopteri, Cypriniformes, Cobitidae.
UAAAUAACACAACACAAAACGUGGAAGUGAAAAAUGUCUCCGAAACUUCUUCUAGCAAAUUUGCGCGCGACCGUGAAAUUCUGCAAAAGCGUGAACCUUCUGCAAAGAUCUCGGACACCUUUCAUAUUUGCUCAGCAGAGCUGUGCAAUUCAUGUGGAUAGCCCACCCAGUGUCCCAACCCUGAUCACCAGCUAUGCCCACGGUAUCUCCGCUCAUUCACUGUUAUACAGGACCGUGGACCAAUGCCUUCAAGCUACAGUGUCCCGUCACCCUGACCGUGAAGCUCUGGUCUUUGUGCAGGACGGCGUCCGCAAGACAUUUGCAGAGUUUUACCAAGAUGUGGAACAGGCCGCUGCAGGUCUCUUAGCUGUUGGGUUGAAGAAGGGGGAUCGUUUAGGGAUUUGGGGACCAAACAUCUAUGAGUGGGUGCUGAUGCAGUUUGCCACGGCUAAGGCCGGCAUUAUUCUGGUAUCAGUGAACCCAGCUUAUCAGUUGCAGGAGGCAGAAUAUGCACUUAGAAAGGUGCAGUGCAAUGCAAUUGUUUGUCCGACUCAAUUUAAAACCCAGAAGUACUGUGAAAUGCUAAGGCAGCUUUGCCCAGAGAUGGAAAAAUCUUCUCCUGGAAGAAUCAAGAGUUCAAAACUACCAGAUCUACACACUGUGAUCGUAACAGAUAGUCAGCAGCCGGGGGCUUUCCAUUUAAAAGAUGUGAUGCAGGCCGCAAACAGUGAACACCAUCAACAGCUACAAGACUUGCAGAAGAAAAUCAUGUGUGAUGAUCCCAUUAACAUUCAGUUUACAUCGGGAACUACAGGAAAGCCCAAAGGAGCCACACUGACCCACCACAACAUAGUCAACAAUUCUUACUUCAUUGGCCUGCGCGUGGGCUAUGACUGGAGGAAAAAUGUUCGAGUGUGUUUGCCAGUCCCCAUGUAUCACUGUUUCGGCUCAGUGGGCGGCGGUAUGACCAUGGCUUUGCAUGGUGUCACAUUGGUUUACCCCUCCAGGGGCUAUGAUGGACGUGCUAACUUGGUGGCCAUAGAGAAAGAGAAGUGUACAUUUGUGUAUGGAACUCCUACUAUGUAUAUUGACAUGCUCGGUCAGCGUGACCUGGCCCAGUUUGAUUUGUCAUCAGUCGGGACUGGUAUUGUGGCCGGUUCUCCUUGUCCUCCUGAGGUGUUACGGAAGGUCAUUAAUAACAUGGGGGUUAAGGAAAUGUUGAUUGGCUACGGCACAACUGAAAACAGCCCAGUGACAUUCUGUGGCUUCCCAAUUGACAGCAUGGAUCGGCGGACAGAGACUGUUGGGUGUAUAAGCCACCACAUUGAGGCUAAAGUAGUGGACCCUACAUCUGGGGACGUUGUACCUCUUGGCGCUCAAGGUGAGCUUAUGAUCAGGGGCUACUGUGUGAUGCUGGAAUACUGGCAAGAUGAGGAGAAAACCAGGGAGUGCAUCACAAAAGACCGCUGGUACAAGACCGGUGACAUUGCGGUUCUUGACAAGUACGGAUACUGCAAAAUUGAAGGACGCAUCAAAGACAUGAUCAUCCGAGGAGGAGAAAACAUCUACCCUGCUGAGAUCGAACAGUUUUUACACACACACCCUAAAGUUCAUGAAGCACAGGUGGUUGGGGUAAAAGAUGAACGAAUGGGAGAAGAGGUUUGCGCUUGUAUUAAACUAAAGGCUGACCAGCAAUGUACUGCAGAGGAGAUCAGAGACUUCUGCAAGGGAAAGAUUGCUCAUUACAAGGUGCCACGCUAUGUAACUUUUGUUGAGGGAUAUCCUUUGACUGUCACAGGAAAGAUCCAGAAGAACAAACUACGUGAAAGUACAGAAAAACUGCUUGGACUGUGAAUUUUAAGGCACGUCUUUGGAAACAGCUACACUAACCUAAGGGCAUUAUGAUUUACCCAAACCAUCAUUUUAUGUUUUUAAUUACAAAUAAAAAUACUUUUAUAUA